GAUGCUGAUUCAUUUAAAAAUUUCUUUAGAAUGAGCAAAGAAAAAUUCGAUUUUCUAUUGAAUUUAAUCGAAAAAGAUAUAGAAAGAGCUGAAUUGCCAAUGCAAAACACAAUAUCAGCAAAACAUAGGUUAGAAAUAACAUUACGAUUCCUGGCUACCGGUGAGUCUUUUCGUUCACUGAUGUUCAGUACGAGGGUUCAUGAGAGCAGUAUAUCUCGAUUUGUACCCGAGGUGUGUAGGGCAAUACACAAACAGUUGAGAAUCAACCAUUUGAAGAUGCCCUCGACUACAGAAGAGUGGAUGUCGAUAUCUGAAGGCUUCAACAAUCUAUGGCAAUUUCCCCAUUGCUUAGGAGCUUUAGAUGGAAGACAUAUAACAUUUAGAGCUCCAAAAUCAGAAGGCUCCUAUCACCAUAAUUAUAAAGGAAGUGAGAGCAUUGUCCUUCUUGCCUUGGUCGAUGCUCGCUACAGAUUCAUAUACGUAAACUUAGGUUGCAAUGGCCGCAUCAGUGAUGGUGGUGUUUUCCGGAACUCAAAGCUAUCAGAAAUAUUACAGAAAAAUUCUGCCAACCUCCCCAAAGAUCAAGCAUUGCUAGGAAGAUCAAAAGCAAUACCUUUUGUUGUUGUUGCUGAUGAUGCAUUUCCUUUAAAAACAAAUUUGAGUAAGCCUUUUCCUAUGAGAGGUUUGAGUCUGCAACAUAGAAGAUUCAAUUAUAGACUUUCAAGAGCACGUAGGGUGGUGGAAAAUGCCUUUGGAAUUUUGGCAAACCGGUUCAGAGUUCUUCUCAAUCCAAUCAGUUUGAACGUUGAAAAGGUUGAAGCGAUUUGUUUGGCUUGUGUUUGCCUCCACAAUUAUUUACUUGAAGACAUUCCUACUGAAAAUCGAGCCUGUAGUGACAUCACAGACAUUCCCAGAAUAGGUAUUCAGGCUGGCAAUAGAUCCUCGUCAGAUGCUAGAGCUGUGAGAGAAGAGCUCAGCGAAUAUUUCUCUGCACCAGAAGGACAAGUCGACUGGCAAGAUGAACAAAUCAAUAGUUUUAACUCAUGA
Coccinella septempunctata (seven-spotted ladybird) is the source of this 1047-nucleotide messenger RNA. RefSeq lists its product as uncharacterized. Bases 31 to 1047 code for a protein of 338 amino acids. NCBI's taxonomy places the organism in Eukaryota, Metazoa, Arthropoda, Insecta, Coleoptera, Coccinellidae. The record is from RefSeq and is a predicted model, not a curated record. The transcript is spliced from 3 exons.